This is a messenger RNA of Chaetomium globosum CBS 148.51, 519 nucleotides long. RefSeq lists its product as uncharacterized. The transcript has a single exon. Gene Ontology annotation, molecular function: ABC-type transporter activity. Lineage: Eukaryota; Fungi; Ascomycota; Sordariomycetes; Sordariales; Chaetomiaceae. The coding region runs from base 1 to 519 and encodes 172 amino acids. The record is from RefSeq and is a predicted model, not a curated record.
AUGACUGAUGUCUCGGACCGAACCACCCUCACCACGCUGUAUCAGGCCGGCGAGGGCAUCUACGAGUUGAUGGACAAGGUCAUGGUCAUCGACCAGGGCCGCAUGCUCUACCAGGGUCCCGCCAAGGAGGCGCGUAAGUACUUCGAGGACCUCGGUUUCUACGCCCCGCCGCGACAGACAACUCCCGACUUCCUCACCUCCAUCUGCGAUGUGAACUCGAGGCAAUUCCGCGAUGGGUGGGAAGCCCGCUGCCCCAAGACGGCCGAAGAACUCGAGAAGGCCUUCCGGGAGAGCACAGCUUACCAGAAGCUCCUUGCUGACGUCAGGGACUUCGAGCAACACCUAGAGAAGACGGGCCACGCCGACAUGCAGGCGUUCAAGGACACCGUGAAGGAGCAAAAGUCCAAGCGCGUGAUGCCGGGGUCCAAGUACGCCGUGGCGGUAGGUAAGCAAGUGGCGCCGGGAUUCCCUGGUUUGGUGGAGGAGGAGUCGGACGGCGAGGUUAAUGAAGAGGACUGA